Messenger RNA from Pipistrellus kuhlii (Kuhl's pipistrelle), 4619 nucleotides. It is a transcript of the gene ARMC8, whose product is annotated as armadillo repeat containing 8. Bases 262 to 2283 code for a protein of 673 amino acids. Gene Ontology annotation, molecular function: protein binding. Gene Ontology annotation, biological process: proteasome-mediated ubiquitin-dependent protein catabolic process. Gene Ontology annotation, cellular component: GID complex. NCBI's taxonomy places the organism in Eukaryota, Metazoa, Chordata, Mammalia, Chiroptera, Vespertilionidae. The transcript is spliced from 22 exons. The record is from RefSeq and is a predicted model, not a curated record.
CGCUCCCACCUCUAGCCCAGACCUAGCGUAGCUGCUGUUUCCCAGCGGACGAUUCGUGAGGCGGCCCCCAGCGCGGCGUCCCUUUGUUCUCCCUUCCGCGGGGACUGGCCAGCCUCCCGCAGGGUCUAGAGCGUGGUCCAUUUCUCGUUUACCUGCCCGACGUUCCGUACAAGUGUACCUGCGGUGGGGCCCAAUACUUUUGCUGUCGAAAGUGCCGGCCCCCGCGCCGGCGUCCGCUGCAGCCGGGUGGGAAGGCUCAAGAUGGCGUGCCUGUUGGAGACCCCAAUCCGCAUGAGCGUCCUCUCGGAAGUAACAGCUAGCAGUCGCCACUAUGUUGACAGGCUAUUUGACCCUGAUCCCCAGAAAGUUCUACAAGGUGUCAUAGACAUGAAAAAUGCUGUAAUUGGAAACAACAAGCAGAAAGCCAACCUCAUUGUUUUAGGAGCUGUUCCAAGAUUGUUGUACUUGCUUCAGCAAGAAACCUCAAGUACAGAGCUGAAAACAGAAUGUGCAGUGGUAUUGGGAAGUCUUGCUAUGGGUACUGAAAACAAUGUCAAGUCUCUGCUAGAUUGCCAUAUCAUCCCUGCCUUACUGCAAGGACUGUUAUCUCUAGACCUGAAGUUCAUUGAAGCUUGCCUUCGAUGUCUGCGUACCAUCUUUACCAGUCCUGUCACUCCAGAGGAGUUAUUGUAUACAGACGCUACGGUGAUACCACACCUCAUGGCGCUGCUUAGCAAGUCCCGCUACACCCAGGAGUACAUCUGUCAGAUCUUCUCACACUGCUGUAAAGGUCCAGAUCAUCAAACAAUUUUAUUUAACCAUGGUGCAGUUCAGAAUAUUGCUCACCUACUAACCUCAGUAUCUUACAAAGUUCGAAUGCAAGCACUGAAAUGCUUUUCAGUUUUAGCUUUUGAAAACCCCCAGGUAUCGAUGACCCUGGUAAAUGUUUUGGUUGAUGGAGAAUUAUUACCACAAAUUUUUGUGAAGAUGUUACAGAGGGAUAAGCCUAUUGAGAUGCAACUCACAUCAGCAAAAUGUUUGACUUACAUGUGUAGAGCUGGAGCAAUUCGGACAGAUGACAACUGUAUUGUAUUAAAGACGUUGCCAUGUUUGGUUCGAAUGUGCAGUAAGGAGAGAUUACUAGAGGAGAGAGUUGAAGGAGCUGAGACACUCGCCUAUCUGAUUGAACCAGAUGUUGAACUACAAAGAAUUGCUAGCAUUACUGAUCACCUUAUUGCCAUGCUUGCUGAUUACUUCAAGUAUCCCAGCUCUGUGAGUGCCAUCACUGACAUUAAAAGGCUUGAUCAUGACUUAAAACAUGCUCACGAACUCCGCCAGGCUGCAUUCAAGCUCUAUGCCUCUCUUGGAGCAAAUGAUGAAGACAUCCGGAAGAAGAUCAUUGAGACUGAAAAUAUGAUGGACCGAAUUGUGACUGGCUUGUCUGAGUCUAGUGUCAAGGUGCGGUUAGCUGCUGUCAGAUGUCUGCACAGUUUAUCUAGAUCUGUGCAGCAGCUUCGAACCAGUUUCCAGGAUCACGCGGUGUGGAAACCUUUAAUGAAGGUUUUGCAAAAUGCACCCGACGAAAUCUUAGUAGUAGCAUCUUCCAUGCUAUGUAAUCUUCUUCUUGAAUUUUCUCCAAGCAAAGAGCCAAUAUUAGAAUCAGGAGCUGUAGAGCUACUUUGUGGAUUAACACAAAGUGAAAACCCUGCUUUACGAGUGAAUGGAAUUUGGGCUCUUAUGAAUAUGGCAUUUCAGGCUGAACAAAAAAUAAAAGCAGAUAUUUUACGAAGCUUGAGUACCGAGCAGCUAUUCCGGUUAUUAUCGGAUUCAGAUUUGAAUGUGCUGAUGAAAACAUUGGGGCUUCUUAGAAAUCUCCUCUCUACUCGGCCUCAUAUAGAUAAAAUCAUGAGCACCCACGGAAAGCAGAUUAUGCAAGCCGUCACUCUUAUUCUGGAAGGGGAGCAUAACAUUGAAGUCAAAGAACAGACACUGUGCAUCCUAGCCAACAUCGCAGAUGGCACAACGGCAAAAGAACUCAUUAUGACCAAUGAUGACAUCCUGCAGAAAAUCAAGUAUUACAUGGGUCAUUCACAUAUCAAGCUGCAGCUUGCGGCGAUGUUUUGUAUAUCAAACCUCAUAUGGAAUGAAGAGGAAGGUUCACAAGAACGCCAGGAUAAAUUACGAGACAUGGGCAUUGUAGAUAUUCUACACAAACUGAGUCAGUCACCAGAUUCAAACCUUUGUGACAAGGCCAAGACGGCGCUGCAGCAGUACCUGGCGUGACGGGAGCAGCUGGGGCACCCGCGAGCAUCCCACAUCCUCGGUAAAGGAAGUACAGAAACUAGCCUCAUUUGAUUCCUUCUGUUUGCACACGUCACCUUGGACUGCAGGGAGCUGUUUUGCAAAAGCAAUUUGGUAGGCUUAGAUCUCAAUUUCAUCUUGAGAACAUAUUUUCGAGGUAGUAAUUUCCUCAGAGGACUAUUGUGUUUUGUUUUGGGGGUUUUUUCUGAGCUACCUGGACUCUUUAUUAGAACAAUCAAUCAUUUUCCUUUGGACCUACAAUUUUUUGCCUAUGCUGCAGCCACUUUGUGAGUGAGAAUGAGUGUGUCUGUGCAUACACAAAUGUAUGUGUAUGUGUGUGUGCGCACAUGAGUCACGGUGAAUGGGUGUGUGUGGGGGGGGAUACCUCAAAAUUUUCUUUUCUUAUUUUGUGUGAAAAUCUCUUUUCUACAGAUUUUCCAGGGUUUAAGCAUUGCUUGCUGUAUAAAAUAACUUUACUGAAUUAUAUACAGUUUGAAUGAAAUGUUAUUUUAAAAACAAAACAAUUGUUAAGUGUUCCAUAAAGGUUAUGUUGAAUUUUGAUCAGAUGAAUAUUUGUAAGUAAAAAAAUAUAUAUAUGCAUUUCUGAACCUCAACUUACAUAGAUUUUCUUUAUAAAAGAACAAAGAAAAAAAAAAAAAAGAAAGAAAAGAUUGGCUAUAGUUGGCCUGAAUAACAGGCACGAUAUAUGGUGCUGUGCAAAAUAGUGAGCUAGCAUCUUACUGCCGUCAAUAUCAGCCUAAUUCAAUAAGCUCUCAGACUUCCAGGUCAGAUGGACAGGGUGAAGGAGAGUGAGGGGACAGAGUCACCAUAGGUUUUUGAAACAUCCAAGGGAAACAUAACUACUGAUAGUGGAAGCCCAGCCAUAACUCUGGGCUGCCCUUGGCAGGAACUGGGCACGGAGUGCCUCCCAGCUGCCCUCAGCCCUGCCGUUGGUGCAGCAGUGUCUGGCAGGAUUUGAACCAGCUCAGGCUAAAGUAGCUCAUCGCUUCCUGGAAACAAAGUCUGGUCACCUUGUGCUGCCUGAAGCAGCACGCAUCGCUGUGAAACUCCGGAAUGCUCUUCAGACCCAUCUGAGGGAAAAAGCAAAGAGCAGGAUAGCAUGGGAAGCUGUUCUUCUCUUCGCGACACUGCUAUUGAGUGUCCUUUUGUAAAAUGAAAUAGGAAUUUUAGUGAGAGAUGCAGCCAAGACCUUUUCCUGCAAGAAGCCCAAAACACUGAAGCUAGAAGGAAAGGGACUCUCCCUGGGAGGACCGAAGAGGAGUCCUUUCCGCAAGCGAGUGUGCUUGGUCCUUCUGCUCCGCCUGCCGGGCCAGCUUCCAAGUGUACUCGACUGAGAUUGCUCUUGACUGAAGGUAGAACCAGCCUUCCUUUCCCUUUGUUAAAAGACGGUCAAAGGCACUGUGGCCAGGAAGGGAGUCUGCGGCCAGAAGCUUGCCGUGGGCGCAGGCCACCCCGGGUCCGAGCCCACCAGCCACUCCUGAUGUGGUCGCACACAUCGCGGGCACCCACCGCCACCCUGUACCUUCCUUGGAAGAUUCAGAUGUGUUUGAUUGCAGAUGAAUGUUUUUAAAUGUAUUUAACGCCAUUUUUCCUGUUCUCAACCUGACCACGCGAGAUUCAAACACAGAGAUUUCCAAGUUGUUCCGUUCUCAGAACACCAUUGAUUUAAACAUCUGUCCCAACAGGCGCUUAGGUUUUGUGCAGCUGUCAGAGUGCUCAUGUGAGGUCAUCCUUGCUUGGCACUUGUAACCCAAAACAGUGUAGAGCUGGUAUUUAAAGGUACCAGGUAAAUAUACAGAAACCAAUAACGAAUUGCUGAGACAAUCUUGAACCCAGAUAGCAUUAGGAAGCUAACAGCCCAAUGAAAUAACACUUUCACACUUAAACUCUGUGGGUAAAUCUUGCCUGUGGCUAUAAACCGAUGAUCAAAGAAAAAAGUGCUUUACUAUGAUUAACUUUUCUGGUUUCGAUGAAGGAAAUGUAUUUAUUAAAACAAAGCUGUUCGCUGCUCUACACAGGUGCAGUGUUCUGUCAGCAAGAGGUGGGAGGAAUGGGAUGUGAUCUUGUGUCUUCUCCCAAGUUCUUAACUAAGCUUCUCGCUCUCUCUAAUACUGCAUUCUGUUUCUCCUUUUGUGCCCUGAUUGUAACCCAAAACCUAUGAACUAGAAAAGAAUGUCCAAUUUAAUGAGUUGCAUUUUUUCCCCUUGAGCACUUUAUGUGGAACAAUACGUGUUCUCCUGGUAGUGUUUGAAUGAUAUGAUUUUAACACAUGCUAAUAAAAGCCAAGAAAGAUCAUG